AUGAGGGUUUCUGGAAACAAGGGGAGAGAUGGCAUCCGGGCUGGGGGUUGGCAAGUAGUCGCCGCUAAACCCAGCGGUCUUGGUGCUGUAAGGUUAAAAAUUGGAAAUUGGGUAAUAGGUGUUGAAGCUUGGUUUUACAACUGCUAA
Messenger RNA from Prunus armeniaca (apricot), 147 nucleotides. NCBI's taxonomy places the organism in Eukaryota, Viridiplantae, Streptophyta, Magnoliopsida, Rosales, Rosaceae. The record is from the annotation of a GenBank genome assembly.